This is a messenger RNA of Oldenlandia corymbosa var. corymbosa, 1624 nucleotides long. The record is from the annotation of a GenBank genome assembly. Lineage: Eukaryota; Viridiplantae; Streptophyta; Magnoliopsida; Gentianales; Rubiaceae.
AAACAUUUGUGAUUUUGUCCACAUUUGGUUAUUACAGAUUUCAAACAUAAACAUAAUUACACAAGUUAUUAAUUUCACAUCAUGGCUAAUUAAGCAAAUAUCAUUGUAAUGAACUCAAAUUUCAUAAAAUAUUCCAUUUUCCGCAUCCGAAGUUAUUCAAAAAUUUCAAAACACGUCCCUGUCCCUCAUUCUUCUUCUAAUUUAAAUUUGGUUCAACUCAUCAGUUCAAAAUCAAAGCUCAUCUCAUAGAGACUCGUGCCAUUCUUUAACAUCCUAGAUUCCUCAAUCUCGCUCUCUCUCUCUCUCUAUCUCCUUCUUCUUCUUCUCCUAGUAUUCUUUUCUUCUUCGAAACAAAAAGUUAAAAACAAGAAGAAGAAUAAAAAUGAAGACCGGCACCAAACUCAUACUCCUCCACCCUUCCUCUCUUCACAAACAAGGAUCAGCCGCCGCCUCCGCCGCCGCUGCCGCGGCGUCCUACCGAGUUUGGCUCCUCGUUUUCGUUUCCUUCUUCACUUUAGUUACUCUCCUCACUUUAAUCACAUCCAAAGAGGCAUUGUCCUCCGCCGCCGCAGCGGCGGCCGGGAAUUCCCCCGGGGGUGACAAAUCCGUCAAGGUUGCUUUACCGGACUCCGUUUUCGACGCAUUGGUCCACUACGCCUCCGUCAACACCACCGCCGUCACGAACCGCUUCUCUGCAUCUGAGCUCGGUGCUGUCGCCGCCGUGCUCCGGCGGUGCAACGCCAACAAGGGGAAGAAACCGUGUAAUUUUCUCGUAUUUGGGCUGACCCACGAGACUCUGUUAUGGAGCUCGCUCAAUUACAAUGGCCGGACGGUUUUCGUGAGCGACAACGAUUACUUCGUUCGCCGGCACGACGAGAGGCAUCCGGAGAUCGAGGCUUACGAUGUCCAGUUCACGACUAAAGUGCGGGAAAUGUACGAGCUUUUGGCCUACGCGAAAGAGCAGCUGAAAAGUGAUUGCCGGCCGGUUCAGAAUCUUCUCUUCUCCGAUUGCAAAUUGGCGAUCAAUGAUUUCCCAAAUUAUGUGUACGACGUGGAUUGGGAUGUGAUUUUAGUCGAUGGGCCGUACGGGUUCGCCCCGACUGCGCCCGGGAGGAUGGCGGCGAUAUUCACCGCCGGGGUUUUUGCCCGGAGCAAAAGGGGCGGCCGGGACAAGACCGACGUGUUCAUUCACGAGUUUGACCGGGAAGUGGAACGAGUUUACAGCGACGAGUUUUUGUGCAGAGAGAAUUUGGUACAAGUUGUGGACACGUUGGGUCAUUUCUCGGUGGGCAGAAUGGAUGCCCAAAGGUUCGAAUUUUGUCCCAAUUCCGAUUCAAUUUCAUUACAAUCCUCUUCUUCUUCUUCUCCUUCGUACUCAUCGAAGCCUAGUUCUUCUGAUAAUUGAUGAAUUAGUUUAUACUACAUUGUGAAUUAUAUUCCUUUUUUUUUUUUUUUCCCUUCUUUUUUCGGUUCAGAGUUCAGACAAAUCACUAGCAAUACUGUUACUACUUUAAAGUGUACUUUUCUUUCUUUCACUUUAUGAUGGAAAGUUCAAAUGUAAAUAUGGGGACUUUUUCCAAUUUGAAGAAUUGAGAAAAGAUUUUGAUGUUUAUUACAACCGCGU